Molecule: messenger RNA, 2334 nt
Organism: Branchiostoma floridae (Florida lancelet)
Lineage: Eukaryota; Metazoa; Chordata; Leptocardii; Amphioxiformes; Branchiostomatidae
Product: fibrillin-2-like
Exons: 13
Coding region: 70-1656 (528 amino acids)
Molecular function (GO): calcium ion binding
Source: RefSeq, a predicted model, not a curated record
UACCUUAUCCCGUCAGAUAUUGACGAGUGUCAGACAAGUAACGGCGGGUGUGACCGCAUCUGUCUGAACAUGGAGGGAAGUUACCAGUGCGCUUGUGACUCAGGAUUCAGACUAGCAGACGACAUGCACUCCUGCGAGGACAUAGACGAGUGUUCAGGACCGAACCACGGCUGUACCCAGUUCUGCACCAACACAAUGGGCGGGUUCGAAUGUUCCUGUAAGGACUACUACGUACUGACGUCCGAUGGAAAGUCUUGCGAAGCUGCGCAGUCUUGUAGUAACGACACUGCCUGCACCCAGCUCUGUGCUGUCAUCAACGUGACAGAAGUGUGUGACUGUAUCAGUGGAUAUACACUGGCUCAGGACCUACAGACUUGUACAGAUAUUGACGAGUGUGCUGCCAAUAUGAACAACUCGUGUGACCCCGUGAACGGAGCAUGUACCAACACCCCCGGCAGUUACAACUGUUCCUGUCAGGCUGGUUAUCAACUGGAGAGCAAUGGUGGUACUUUGUGUGAAGAUAUUGAUGAAUGCAGCACUUCUAAUGGAGGAUGUGGACAGGUGUGCGAGAAUAGCCCCGGGACUUUCUCCUGCGCCUGUCACCAUGGUUACACACUGGGGGCUGACGGGAAGGCAUGUAAUGAUAUUGACGAGUGUGCGCUGAACACGGACGGUUGUGAGCACCUCUGUACCAACACCAACGGUUCGUUCGUCUGCUCCUGUCCGGAGGGACUUAAACUGGACAACACUGGUACCAACUGUGUCGCCGCUGAUGCUUGCUUGAUCACCACCUGUUUUCCUGACGGUAUCGCCACCUGUGCCGUCAUUUCCGGUACAGAGACUUGCAUGUGCACCACCGGAUAUGAACUGGACAGCAAUGCUACAACCUGCCAAGAUAUUAACGAGUGCAACACAGUGUGUAACGGCACGAACAUCGCCUGCACCAACACGGAGGGAUCCCACACGUGCGGCUGUGUGGCAGGGUUCUAUUUGGAGACAGCAGGGGAUGGGGCUGUCAGCUGUGUUGCCACAAAGUCGUUUUCUGGUUCGAUCAGGAUCACCAGUAGAACCUACACGGCCGAUCUCGCUGACACGACGUCUUCGGCCUUCAAAACUCUUGCUGCUUCUGUCAAAACCACGCUGGACGACUUGUACACAUCCAAACUCGGAGACGCUUUUAAGGGAACGGAGAUCACCGGGUUUAGUAACGGCAGCAUCGUUACCGACUACAACGUCAACCUGGCGCCCAGCAGUAACGAGACGGCGGGCAGUCUGUCAACUGCGCUGUCUGAGGCCGUCCAAGACUCUGGCGGCGGCUCGUUCUCGUUCGACCCUACCAGCAUCAGUGUCACUGAUGUGGAUGAGUGCGCCACUGCAGGUGCGAACAACUGCCACAUGCAGGCCACCUGCGCCAACACGGAGGGGUCCUAUACCUGCACCUGUCUCACCGGCUACACAGACAGCUCACCUGCCGGUACCAAGUCUGGUUCCGUGUGCGAAGCUGUCAGGCCGCUGUCUCCGGACGGAAACAUAGGCGUAGCCAUCGGCCUGGGAGUGACGUGUGGCAUUCUGGGUAUCAUCAUCAUCGCGGCAGUACUGUGGUACUUCAUAUCGUACAAAACGAAAAGGGGAUCUGCAAAAAUUAAUCCGGAGUAACAGCUGUUGAUAUACUUUUAGGACGUCCUACUUGGUAAACGUUCCUAAUUUAUAUUAAGCAUCGUCCAAAUAUAAAAAUUUUGCUGAACGAAGACUUCAAUUGCUGCUGUUCUCAGUAUAAGCCAUACAUGUGCCCCCUACUCCUGCACUUUUGAUUAUUUUUUCUUUAUUGUUAUUGUUUUAUGUGCUAAACAACCAAACAUAUUCGCAGGUAGGCAGUCAGAGACUGACUGAUAAAUUCAAAAAUAGAUUUUCCUUUUCUAUCAUUGAGAUUAUGUUUCAUGCCAUCCCUUGAAAACAAGUAUAUUUUUUUAGUUAUUUGUGCCUACUAAAUCUAUAUAUCUUGUAAAUAUUAUUAUCCGUGUUGCUGUGCAUUUUCCUAUCUAUUAUGCUUGUUUUGCGGUGUAUGUCUAUAUCGUGUGUUAAUUUGCGUGCAUAUAUACUAAUUUUAGUCAAUAGAUAAAUCAAUCAAUAUUUUGCAUCAAGUCAACAGAUCUAUGAAUUUUAUAGAAAUUGAAAAACUGCCUUUACGUCAUUUUGUAUAAUUGUUUUCUAAUUUUUAGUAUUCCGGUAAUAAUAGUAAUGUAAUUGUCAGAGAAAUUUCAGGGCCCAAUGUCAAUGUCCUGCUAUUCUGUACAACUACAAUCACUGAAUAAAACCAAAUGUUAUUGGAAUUGA